Molecule: messenger RNA, 1116 nt
Organism: Diplodia corticola
Lineage: Eukaryota; Fungi; Ascomycota; Dothideomycetes; Botryosphaeriales; Botryosphaeriaceae
Product: mating-type switching protein swi10
Exons: 1
Coding region: 1-1116 (371 amino acids)
Biological process (GO): mitotic recombination; UV-damage excision repair; meiotic mismatch repair
Cellular component (GO): nucleus; nucleotide-excision repair factor 1 complex; ERCC4-ERCC1 complex
Molecular function (GO): damaged DNA binding; single-stranded DNA binding
Source: RefSeq, a predicted model, not a curated record
AUGGCCGAGCCCGCCGAGAGGCCCAAGGUCCAGCAGCCGAAGCCUGUCGCGCUGCCUGCCCGCAGCGGCCCUGCCUCGAUCCUGGUCUCGCCGCGCCAGAAGGGCAACCCCAUCCUGAGCAGCGUCCGCAACGUGCCGUGGGAGUACUCGGACAUUCCGGCCGACUACGUGCUCGGCGCCACGACAUGCGCCCUGUUCCUGUCGCUGAAAUACCACCGCCUGCAUCCUGAGUACAUCUACUCCCGCAUCCGGGCCCUGGCAGGCAAGUACAGCCUGCGCGUGCUGCUCACAAUGGUGGACAUUGAGAACCACGAGGGAGCCCUGAAGGAGCUGUCCAAGACGUCGCUCAUCAACAAUGUCACCCUCAUCCUCUGCUGGAGCGCCCAGGAAGCCGGCCGUUACCUCGAACUCUACAAGACGUACGAAAACACGGCUCCCACCAGCAUCCGCGCACCCCAGGCCUCCAACUACUCGGAGAAGAUGGUUGACUUCAUCACCACGCCGCGCAGCAUCAACAAGACCGAUGCCGUCAGCCUGGUCUCGAAUUUCGGCAGUCUACGCACCGCCAUCAAUGCGCAGCCCGAGGAGGUCGCUCUGGUAGCCGGAUGGGGCGAGAAGAAAGUCAAGAAGUGGUGCACCACCGUCCGCGAGCCUUUCCGCGCGACCAAGGCCGCAAAGAAGGGCGGCAUGACGCGCGAGGACAGCGAGGCAUUCCCAUCUACCUUCUCGCGCCAAGCUACACAGCCGAGCGGACGCAAUGCCCCAGAUCCGCGCGUGGCGGCGCGGUUGGGCGUGGGCGCGCCCGUGCCUGUAGAUCAGGAUCUGCUUGCCCCUGCGCCGAGCAGGAACCAAGAAGCUGAGGAAAGGCCAUCGACGCGCGUUGCCGAAGAUGUCCCUGUAAACGAUCCCGGGGACGAUGAGGAGGAGGCCUUGCGCGAAAUGGAGGCGGUAGACAUGGCAAGCAGAUCACGCACGGGGCCAAACAAGCCUGCAGCUGCGGGUACAAGCCAACUCGCCGAUGCAGCCGCUUCUUCAAACAAACGGAAAGCUCCAGCUGAUGAGCCUCUUAGUGAAGGAAUACAAGCGGCACUGGCUAAGCUUCGGAAGGGAGGCUGA